AUGGCUUCCACCUCCCCCCUCUACCACCUUUACGUAAAUUCCUCCCGUCAACCUGCCCACGCCAACAUGGGCAAUAUCAUCUCCACCUGCAGAGCCGGCAUCCUCAAGAUCAAGAAUUUGGGAGCGAAUCUGCGCGUCUAUAAUGAGGAUCAACGACAAACGGGCCCUAGAUCCUCAGAACCAGAAUCUACGACGGAAGCUCGAACUUCCAGUUCCUUUUCCUCUAUGCCGCCCUUGACAGCUUCUCAGAUCGGGGGUGUUGAGAACUUCAACGUCAGAAUCGAUGUCAACUUCAUCGAUGUCAACUUCACGAUCAACAUCAACCCCACGAUCGAAAUCAUCGUUAAUAUUCAUGUCGACUCCAAGAUCACCAAUACCACGAUCAACGUCAAGAUCAACCUCAUCAAGAUCCGCGCUGUCCUUCCCUCCCUACUACCUCUCCCUCCCUCCCUCCUACUACAAAUCCCUCUCAGAUAUCCUCCUCGACCCACUCCCAACCCCACCGCAACCCAUCUACAUCCCUACGUCCACAUCCCCCUCUCCAUCCCCCCCCAAAAGAACCCCCCCAACCCCCAAAAUUCACAACCAUCCCCAUCCCCGUGCUCCGAGAAAUCCACCACCUGUCCAAAAACCUCGGCAUUGCGCGACUGA
Molecule: messenger RNA, 651 nt
Organism: Aspergillus steynii IBT 23096
Lineage: Eukaryota; Fungi; Ascomycota; Eurotiomycetes; Eurotiales; Aspergillaceae
Exons: 2
Coding region: 1-651 (216 amino acids)
Source: RefSeq, a predicted model, not a curated record